Messenger RNA from Carcharodon carcharias (great white shark), 2624 nucleotides. Its product is annotated as nesprin-2-like. Gene Ontology annotation, cellular component: membrane. Gene Ontology annotation, molecular function: protein binding. The coding region runs from base 154 to 2559 and encodes 801 amino acids. The transcript is spliced from 16 exons. NCBI's taxonomy places the organism in Eukaryota, Metazoa, Chordata, Chondrichthyes, Lamniformes, Lamnidae. The record is from RefSeq and is a predicted model, not a curated record.
UUGCAGAGGGACAUUGAGCAGCACAGUGUGGGUGUGACAUCAGUCCUGAGCCUGUGUGACAGCCUCCUGCUUGACACGGACACCGAGACAGAAUGCGACUCUAUCCAACAGACCACACGGACUCUGGACCGCAGGUGGCGCAACAUCUGUGCCAUGUCGGUGGAACGCCGGAUGAAGAUCGAGGAGACGUGGAGACUUUGGCAGAAGUUCCUGGAUGAUUACUCCCGCUUCGAGGACUGGCUGAAGGGAGCCGAACGAACUGCAGCUCAACCCAACUCCUCCCAAGUCUUGUACUCACUCGCCAAAGAGGAGCUGAAAAAAUUUGAGACGUUCCAGAGGCAGAUUCACGAGAGUCUCACCCAACUGGAGCUGAUCAACAAACAGUACAGGCGACUGGCGAGAGAGAACAGGACCGACUCAUCCCGCCGCCUGAAGCAGAUGGUGCACGAGGGAAACCAGCGCUGGGACAGCCUGCAGAAACGCAUCACCGCCAUCUUACGCAGGCUCAAGCACUUCACCAAUCAAAGGGAAGAGUUUGAAAGUUCCCGGGAAUGUAUCCUGGUGUGGCUCACCGAGAUGGAUCUGCAGCUCACCAACGUAGAGCAUUUCUCUGAGAGUGACAUCGAUGACAAAGUACGACAGUUGAAUGCCUUCCAGCAGGAGAUCACCCUCAACACUAACAAGAUUGACCAGCUGAUUGUCUAUGGUGAGAUGCUGAUUCAGAAGAUUGAGCCGAUGGAUGCUAUCACCAUUGAAGAUGAGCUUGAGGAGCUCCAUGCGUACUGCCAGGAAGUGUUUGGGCGCGUUGCACGUUUCCACCAGAGGCUCAUGUCCAAACAGCCGAUGAUUGACGAGGACAAGGAUCUGUCUGACAGGGAGGCAGACACAGAAGAUGCGAGUGAGCUGCAGAACAUGAGCUGGCCGGAGAAGACUGGUGGCUCAGACAUGCCUGUUCAGGGGUCUCUGAGUCACCUCGCCCUGCCUGGAGAGACACAGCAACAUGAGAGAUCAGGCGGUGUGACCCCGGUCAGUGUGGACUCCAUCCCCUUGGAGUGGGAUCACACGGUGGACGUGGGAGGGUCUUCUUCGCAUGAAGAUGAAGAUGAUGGCUUGUACUUCAGCACUUUAUCAGAUGUAGAAAUCACAGAAAGCCCCGAGGCCUAUGUUAAAAUGACAGAAAGCACAUUGAGAACUACAGCUGGGAACGUGGACACAGACCCUGCUUCAUGGCGUCUCGCCACCAGCCCAGAGGGCAGCAGGAAGUGCCAGUUUCAGCAAACGGAAAUCACAAUUGGACACCAUCCACCCACUGACGGUCAAAGCUCGGACGCUGCUCAUUGUGACGGCUACGUCAAGCUCUUGUCGGAAUAUUCUGGAAGCAUCAACAGUAUCAGGCAGGAACCGGAUAUUCUGGGAGAUGAGAUGUCUCAGCAGUCAGAGCUGGUGAAGUUGGCACACUCUGAGCAGACAGCAGGGGGAAUCGAGCGCUGGGAUCUGUUCCAUGCCCAGGCUCUCAGUGAGGAACUGCUCAUCAAGCAGAACCUGCAGCAAUGGCAGCAGCUGAACUCUGACCUUGACGACAUCUCGGCCUGGUUGACCCGCAUUGAGCCGUCCCUCAAUCAGCCUCAGGAACUCGAGCCCUCAACCAGGCUUCCCAGCAUCGAGGAGAAACUGCGGAGUCUCUGUAGCAUUCAGAAGGAGCUUGACAAGUACAAGGCCCUGGUUAUCUCUGCGAACCUGAACAGUCGGGAGUUCCUUCAGACAGACAGCGUCGAGGUCCAGGAGUUACAGCAGAAACUGCACCAGGUGAAUGGGAGCUGGAACAAGGCAGCACAGACACUGGAGCUAUGGAGAAUGUCCUUACAGGCUGCCCUCAUCCAGUGCCAGGAUUUCCAUCUUACCACCCACUCGCUGCUGAUGUGGCUGGCCAACUGUGAGAGGCGGCGUGGACUGGUACAGCUCAGUAACCCAGGACUAAGUCUCCAGACUCUGACACAGCAUCGCAAAGAGCUGAUGAAUCUGGAGGCGGAGAUGUUGGAGAAACAGCCCCAGGUAAAUGCCCUGCAGGAAAUGUCCAGGCAGCUGCUGGAGCAGGGAGUGGUCGCCGAGUGUGUGGAGGCCAAGGAGAAGGUGCAUGUGAUCGGGAACAGGCUGAAGCUACUGCUCGGGGAGAUUGUGACCGACCUGAAGACUGUCAACGAGAGGCUGGACAAGGACUCCAUCAUCUCUGUUGAUGAGUUGGAAUUCUCCAGUGUUCCAAGGAGCAGCACCCCACUCCGGCAACUUGUGGGCCGGAGAGAGGUCAAAAUGGAUAAAGCACCUGGUGUCUCCAUGAAGAGAGUUGGAGAAGUUGGGGGCCGGGGAGUCUCGAAGGCUCGAUCCUUCCUGUCCCGGGUUUUCCAGGCAGCGUUCCCUCUCCAGCUCCUCAUCCUCCUCCUGCUGCUUCUGGCGUGUCUCAUCCCCUUCAGCCAGGAAGACUACAACUGUGCCUUGGCAAACAACUUUGCCCGCUCCCUCUACCCCAUGCUGCGGUACACCAAUGGCCCACCACCAACAUGACCCCCACCAUGGCUUCACCAAAACCCUACCCUGCUCCCCACUGUCCCCCAACACCCUGCACUGCC